AUGUUCACCACCAACAAGCGGCCAGGACUUCAUCACCAACAGCAGAUGACUUCCAGAGUUUACACGCCGCCUCGGAACUGCCUGUCAUCACACGCAUUCUUUCACACCACCUGCGUCCUGCUGCAGAAACGUGCCCCAACUCUGUUGCUCCUGGCCGCCGCUUUCUUCGAUCCCAUCGUCCCAGAUGCGGGUACGGUACCGGGCCAUGACGCAUCCUUGAUGAGCCAAGUCAAGCUGAAGCUGUACGUGCUGCUCCGAGGGGAAGAGGAGACUGAAGCCGUCCCGCCUUCGCGUGCCGCCUCGCUGUGCCCCUCUUCUCAACACCUCGUUGCCAUGAAAUCUCCCACCCAGUGCGCCCAGGUCGCAUAUUUCGUCGCCCCCAUUGGCCAUCACCGCCUCAUCACGCCGUUGGUCGCGUCUGUCACGGUUCCAGACGCGGUUGUGAGCGUCCAAAUUCAUGAACUGGGCCCAAUUCAAGCCAACACUGCCUCGACUUCGCCUGGCAUUUUGGUUUGUGUUGCAUUGCGCAUUCUCAUGCACUUUGAGCGCUUCCACUCUCUCGGGUCGCGAAGGCAGCUGAUCUCCGGCAACAGUCCUACUGGACAUGCCAGAAGCCAGGUCUCCACCGCAAAGCAUCGUCUGCGUCUACUAGGGGUUGGCAUUGCAAAUCAUCCUCGUCCGUUCCCCAGCAAGUCAACACGUUCUGGCGGUAACCCCGCGUCAAAUCAGCCGAACAUCAUUCAUGUCCGCAAGGUUGGAUGGGACGUCGACAUGUCUGGAAGCGACGUCCUUCAUUAUCAUGCCAAGGCAUGCCAUGAAAUCGAGAACCAAGGUCAGAGGUAUCCGUCCGAGGCACCGAAGCACGCUCAGACUGGCAGCGAUCUUGCCGCUCGCCAUGUGCGCUUUCCGUCCGAGACUUCCAGUGGGCAGUGGUUCGAUGACGCUUGCCAUCGCUGCUGCACCGUGCAACCCUGA
Molecule: messenger RNA, 975 nt
Organism: Colletotrichum orchidophilum
Lineage: Eukaryota; Fungi; Ascomycota; Sordariomycetes; Glomerellales; Glomerellaceae
Exons: 4
Coding region: 1-975 (324 amino acids)
Source: RefSeq, a predicted model, not a curated record